Messenger RNA from Bubalus bubalis (water buffalo), 7145 nucleotides. RefSeq names its product G protein-coupled receptor 179 (gene GPR179). The transcript has 11 exons. Lineage: Eukaryota; Metazoa; Chordata; Mammalia; Artiodactyla; Bovidae. The record is from RefSeq and is a predicted model, not a curated record. Gene Ontology annotation, molecular function: G protein-coupled receptor activity. Gene Ontology annotation, cellular component: membrane. Bases 87 to 7145 code for a protein of 2352 amino acids. Gene Ontology annotation, biological process: G protein-coupled receptor signaling pathway.
AUUCGAAGAUUCGAGGUGUGGAAGCACUGCAGCCACCAAAUCCCACAGGCAGCCUGGACCCCAGGGCCCUGCAGGCUGCCUUGAGGAUGGACACCAGGGCAGUGGCCAUGCCUUCUCCGGCAGCAGGGCUGCUAGGCUGCUGUUUCCUCUUUGGCUGGGCUCUGGGGGUUCCAAGGACCCUCCGCUCUCUGCCCGCACUGUCCUCCAAAGUCAAGCCAGGGUCUGUACCCAUUUGGGUGCCCCCAGAGGGGGCUGAGGCAGCCCUGGCUUUUCUCUACUCUGGAGAUGCUCAACAGCUGUCUGGGGCUAACUGCAGUGAGCGCUAUGAAGCCCCCGGGGCAGGAGCCAGACCAGGGCUCCCCCCAGUCUUAUGGAGAGCAGCAGGCACUGUGACCCAGGCCGCCAAUUUCCUGAACAUGCUGCUACAAGCCAACGACAUCCGGGAGUCCAGUGUGGAAGAGGACAUGGAAUGGUACCAGGCAUUAGUCCGCAGUGUGGCCGAGGGGGACCCAAGGGCAUACCGGGCUUUGCUGACUUUUAACCCUCCACCAGGGGCCAGCCACCUGCAGCUGGCCCUGCAGGCCACCCGGAUUGGGGAGGAGACCAUCCUUCAGGACUUGUCCGGGAACAGGGUGCAGGAGGAGAGCUCAACUGGAGCCCUGCAUCCCGCUGACCUGCAAAAGCGGGUGCUGACCAAUGACCUAGGGAGCCUUGGCAGCCCCAAGUGGCCACAGGGGGAUGGAUAUGUCGGGGACGUGCAGCACGUGAGACUGUCUCCUCCCUUCCUGGAAUGCCAGGAGGGUCGACUGCGUCCCGGCUGGCUUAUCACACUCUCAGCCACCUUCUAUGGACUCAAGCCAGACCUCAGCCCGGAGGUCAGGGGGCAGGUGCAGAUGGACGUAGACCUUCAGAGCGUGGACAUCAAUCAGUGUGCCAGUGGCCCAGGCUGGUAUUCUAACACACACCUGUGUGAUCUCAACAGCACCCAGUGCGUCCCCCUGGAGAGUCAGGGCUUUGUCCUUGGCCACUACCUCUGCCGCUGCCGACCUGGCUUCUACGGGGCAAGCAACUCCUUGGGCUCAGAGGAGGGUGCUGCCCAGCCUCCUGGGCAAUUUGGGUCCCCUCAAGGCAGCCCCGGGAGGCUGCUGCGCUGCCAACCAUGUGCCGAGGGCUGUGCCAGCUGCCUGGAUGCCACGCCGUGCCUGGUGGAGGAAGCCCCCACGCUCAGGGCAGCAGUGCUGGCCUGUCAGACGUGCUGUAUGCUGGUCAUCUUCCUUAGCAUGCUGGUCUCCUAUCGCUGCCGCCAGAGCAAGAGGAUCCGGGCAUCUGGAGUGGUACUGCUGGAAGCCAUCCUUUUCGGAUCCCUGCUGCUCUACUUCCCUGUCUUCAUCCUGUACUUCAAGCCCAGUGUCUUUCGCUGCAUCGCCCUCCGCUGGGUCCGGCUGCUGGGCUUUGCCAUUGUCUACGGCACCAUUAUACUCAAGCUUUAUAGAGUGCUCCAGCUCUUUCUGUCUCGAACGGCCCAGCGGGGCCCCCACCUGAGCAGCGGGCGGCUGCUGCGGCGUCUGGGCCUGCUCCUGCUGCUGGUGCUGGGCUUCCUGGCUGUGUGGACGGCAGGGGUCCUGGAGCCAGGCAUUCAGCACACAUCACUGGUAACACGGGGCCACACACACACGGGACGCCACUUCUACCUCUGCCACCACGACCGCUGGGACUACAUCAUGGUGGUGGCUGAGAUGCUGCUCCUGUGCUGGGGCAGCUUCCUCUGCUACGCCACCCGGGCUGUCCCCUCAGCCUUCCACGAGCCACGAUACAUGGGCAUCGCCCUGCACAACGAGCUGCUGCUUUCUGCCGCCUUCCACGCAGCCAGGUUUGUGCUGGUUCCCUCCCUGCACCCGGACUGGACGCUCCUCCUCUUCUUCUUUCACACUCACAGCACAGUCACCGCCACGCUGGCUCUGAUCUUCAUCCCUAAGUUCCGGAAGCCAGGGGCUCCUCCCCGAGAGGAGAUCUUGGAUGAGGUGUACGAAGACGAGCUGGACCUGCAGCGCUCAGGCUCCUACCUCAACAGCAGCAUCGCCUCAGCCUGGAGCGAGCGCAGCCUGGACCCUGGAGACAUUCGGGACGAGCUGAAGAAGCUCUACGCCCAGCUCGAGGUUCAUAAGACCAAGGAAAUGGCUGCGAACAACCCCCACCUGCCCAAGAAGCGGGCCAGCUGGCGCCAGGGCCUGGGCCGCUCCUUCAUGAGGUACCUGGCCGAGUUCCCCGAGGCGCUGGCCCGCCAGCACUCCCGGGACUCGGGCUCCGCGGGCCGCGGCAGCCUGCCCGGCUCUUCCCGCCGCCGGCUGCUCAGCGCCAGCCUCCGGGAGCCCGCCGCGCCGCCCGGCCUGCGUAAGUCCCGCAGCACCUGCGAGCAGGACUGUGACCCCCACCGGGACCACAGCCCGCCUCUGGUCGACUCGCUGCUGCGGAGGAAGCUGGCCCGCAAGGGGCCGCGAUCCGACAGCCGCGAGUCCGGCGAGUCGGCGGCCGGGCCCCCCGCGCUGGGCUUCAGGUCGGCCAGUGCCCACAACCUGACGGUGUGCGAGCGGUUGCCCCGCGCCCGGCCCGCCUCGCUGCACAAGUCGCUGAGCGUCGUGGCCGGCGCCAGGGAAAAGGCCCUGCUCGUGGCCAGCCAGGCCUACCUGGAAGAGACGUACCGGCAGGCAAAGGAGCGGGAGGAGAGAAGGAAGGCAGAGGCCACCUUGGCCAGCCCGGCGCGGAGACCCUCGGCCCGGAGGCUGGAGCGAGUUCGAGCAGCCCCCGUGUCGGCCCCACCUUCCCCGGCCAAGAGCCGCAGCGUGGACAGCUCCCACGUCUCCGGACGGCUGCACGAGGAGGACGCCAGAAGGCUGCCGCACGUGCCCAUCCGGCACCAGAUCUCCACACCCAUCAUGGCCACGUCCGGGGCGGGCCUCGGGGAGCCAGGGAUGCUGUCUCCCACCUCCAGUUUGGCCCCAGCUCUGAUGCCAGCUCCUGCCCCUGCCCUGGCACCCAUCCCAGUACCCCCACAAAGCCCCAACCUACUUACCUACAUCUGCCCGUGGGAGAAUGCAGAACUGCCGGUGAAGAAAGAAAAUGUGGCUCAGGAAGGCCCCUCGGGGCCAGAGCAAGGCAACCCAUCUCACGCCCCAGCUCGGGCCCGUCUCUGGAGGGCCCUCUCUAUGGCAGUAGAGAAGAGGGGGCCUGGGGAGAAUGGGAUGGACACAGAGGAUGGGCGUCUCCAGGGGGAAACUGAGGAGGAUGAGAACAGGCCCAAGGUCUUCUCUAAAUCCCACAGCCUCAAGACCCCUGUCCAGCAGGGUUCCAUGCGCAGUCUGGGCCUGGCUAUCAAAGCUCUGACCCGUUCUCGGAGCACACACAGGGAGAAGGAGAGCGGGGAAGGGAGUCCUAAGGAGGAGAAGGGCCGAGCUUCUGGAGAGGGCGUGGGGGCAUGCCCCAGAUCUCCCAGGCCAGGCCGGCCCAAGGGGGUGAGUAAGCAGGCGGCACUUGGCCCCUGUGAUGACGAAGAGUCCCUCCAGAACCAACAGAAUGCUCACACCAGCAGGAUGCUCCAAGUCUGUCACCGGGACGGCAGCAGGGAACAAGAAGACAGAGGCAGGAGGACUUCCCAGUGUCUAGGGGAGGGGAAGGUUGAGAGAGCAGGUAAAACAGGCCCUGCCACACUGAGGCAACUCAGGCAGGGCACAGCUGGGGACAAAAAUGCUAAGCAAGCAAAAGAAGCUCCUGUGGGGUGGCGGGAACUACCCAAAGCUGGCCUCCAGCCCCUGGGCAGUGCUGACCCCAGGGUGACAGAAGUGUGCCCCUGGGAAGUCACCGAGUCAGAACUGUGUCAGCCUGAUACUAGCAACAAAGCUGAAAUCUGCCCCUGGGAGGUGGGUGGAGUCCCUGAGGAGGAGGCCCUACGGCAGUAUCUAGAUGCCUCCCAAGGUGAGAAGGAGAAAGCCUCAGGAAAAUCCGAGCCCAAAGAUGUGGUUGUUGUGGCUCGGAAAAAGCCAGAGAGGUUGGUCAGGGGUCAGGAGGCAGUUUGUCCUUGGGAGAGUGCUGAUCCUGGGGGUGUGUCUCCUGGGUCAGCCCCUCAGGACUUGGACAGAACCAGGGGCAGGUCUGAGGCAGUGGGCAGUGUGGAGCCUAGAGAGGUGGAGACGCAUCAGUGGGAAGCCGCUGGCCCAGGAGCUUGUACAUCUGACAUCACCACGGCAGAGCUGUGUCCCUGGGAGGCAAGUGAAGGACAGACAGGGAAACCAUCCCAGGAGGGAGUAAAGAAACUCCCCCAGGAAAAGCAGAAAACCCCCAAGAAAACAAUCUUCUGGAAAGAACAGAAACUGGGUGAAGGCUUGGAGUCUCUUUGUCAGUGGGAAAGGACAGAUUUCCGGGGCCCCUCAGUGGUUUCUACUCAGGCCCCAGGAAUCCCUGGUUGCUCAGGGAGUUUGGGCAGUAGCAUCACUGAAGUCUGUCCAUGGGAGGCAGGAGAUACUCCUGCCAUUGGGAAGGCAGAGAUCUGUCCCUGGGAGCUGGGUGAUGAGGUAGUAGGGAAGGAAAUGCUGAGUCAGGGGCCAGGUGGCAAAUCUCCCCAGGAAAAGUGGGACACCUCCAGAACAGGGAGCUUUGGAGAGAUGGGGAGAUGGACUGGGAAAGCAGUGCAGAAACUUAGCCAACAGCAGGAGUCAGUGUGUCCGUGGGAAAGCACAGCUGCUGGGCACUCUGGCCCACAUCUAGACAAUUCCUCAUCCAAAGCUGAUGGCCAACUCCUCAGCAAUAAAGGAAGUAGAGCAGCGCAGGUCUGUCCACCAGAUCUCAGGUCAGAGGGAAAGGGAGCAACACCUGCCAAGGCAGAAGUCUGUCCCUGGGAGGUGAAUGAGAGAACGACAGAGGACUGGACAUCAGGGCAGGCACCAAAAGGAAGAGAAUCUCAAAAGGACAAGGAGAAGAUGCUUGAAACAUCAGGCAUCAAAGCUAGCCCAAGUUGGACAAAGCCUGAGGAACAGAUGCCAACGCAGGAAGCAGUCUGUCCCUGGGAGAGUGUGGACCCUGUCAGCUUCACCCCACAACCUGGUCUUCAAGACACAGGUGGACCCAAAGCCAGUUUCCAGAUGUCUGGCAGUGUGGAAAGCAAAACUGCUGAGAUUUGUCCCUGGGAGGCGGAGGAAACCCUGCCUGCCGAGAAGGCAGAGGUCUGUCCCUGGGAGGUGAGUGCUGGAGCUGGGGAGAGAAGGGCUUUGGGAAUGGAGGCCAUUAGGCAAUUUUCAAGCAAAACGAGUAAGCCUUCUGCAGAUUCUGGACCUAGUGAGAGAGCUGUUGCUACUCCAGAGAGGCAGGCCCAGGAGCGGGAAUGGGCUUGCCCCUGGGAGAGCAUGGAUCCAGGGGGCUCCUCUUGGCAUUCAGACACUCUGGGCACUGACAAGCCAAAACCUGGGGUCCAGGAGCUGGACCGUGCGGGGUGCAGACCACUGGAGGUAUGUCCCUGGGAAGCGGAGGGAGCACCUACUAGUGAAAAAGUCAAGGUCUGUCCCUGGGAGGUGGAUGAAGGAGCCCCUGGGAAGGAAUUAGAACAAGAGAUGAGAACUGACUCAGUGGGGCAGAGGGAGAAAAUGCUAGAAAAGGGGAGACUCACCUCCCUGGGAGAAGACAGAUGGAAAUGGGAAACACAACUGAGUCAAGAGCAGGAAGCUGUGUGUCCCUGGGAGAAGGACUUGAGGGCACCCUCUGCUCAGGCCCCUGAGGUCUCAGACGUGUCCAGCAGAGGGGUAGAGGAGCCCUCCCUGGAAAUAAGUGAUGAAGCAGCAGAGAAAGGGGGCCUGACGCAAGACCCAAAGAUGGACUCCUCCCCAGAACAUGUAGCCCCAGAAAAAGCAGAAGUCACUGCUGAAGAUGGGGAAAAAGUGAGCAGUGAACUACAACCUGUCCAUCUCCAGGAGAGCACGGCCCCCAGGGACUCCUCCUCCCACCCACAUAGUCAGUGCCCUGACCAACCUAAAGCCGGCUCGCAGACACUGCCCAGCGCUGGGGACAGGCUCGCUAAGGUCUGCCCGUGGGACGCUUCCGCCAUGGACGCUCCCAAACCUGACAGCGGUGCCAAAGCUGAGACUUGUCCCUGGGAAGUGACUGAAAGAACCCCUGAGGAAGGGGUGUCAAGGCAGGAUGGAGAUGAGGAAACUCAAGAGGAGAAGGGGAAAGCCCCAGAAAAACCAGAGCACAAAGCUGUGGCCCUUCAGGAAAAGCCUGAGAGGGCAGAUGGAAAGCAGGAACCAGCCCCACAAGCUUCCGAGAGUAGCAAAGAAAGUCCCAAGGCAGCAGGCAGUGUGGGGGCCAGCGUAGCGGGCCCACAGGAAGCGCAAGAAGCUCCCCCUGAUAAGAAAACAGAAAUCUGCCCUUGGGAGGUGAGCCAAGAAACAGCAGAGAAAGGGGGAUGUGAACAAGAGGUGGACAGAGAAUCUCAAGGGCAAAGAGAAAUGUUCCUGCAAAAGGAAGACUCUGGAGGGACUGAAGAACACUCUUCAGAAGAAGUAAAAGUCAGCGGAGAGAUGGAGGCAAUCUGCCCUUGGGAAGGCACAAGGUCAGAAGGGCUCUCUCCUCAGCCAGAUGCUCCAGCCACGGACCAACCCAAAGACAGUCCCCAUGGAGCAAGCAGUAUGGGGAGCCGGGUGGCAGAGCUGUGUCAAUGGGAAGUCACAGAUCCCGAAGGAAAUAAAAUAACAGGCACCAUGGCAGACAUCGACACAUGUCUCUGGGAGGGAACUGGAGCCCCAUCUGAGGAAUCUGGUCUCCUGGCUUUAACAGCAACUCAGAAGCAAAUGCUCUGCCCCACAGCCCCUGAGAACCCACCAUGCCUUUUAGUCCAGAGACCUUUGGGUAGCUUCCUUCCAGACAGCAAAAGCCCCCACCCCAAAGUGAACAAGCCAGCCAGCACCUUUACUCUGGAGGGUGUCAGAGAACUCCAAGUCCCUUCAGAACCUGGGCCGAGGACCAGCUUAGCCCCAGAGCCAACCCUCCAAGAAGCUAUGACUCAGAAGUCUUCUUCCAUAACUGAAGACCAAGAAGUAGCUUCUGAAACUCAACUUGAAGAACUCACCCCUCCAACUGUCUAUCCUUGGGACUGGGAGUAA